Molecule: messenger RNA, 552 nt
Organism: Adineta steineri
Lineage: Eukaryota; Metazoa; Rotifera; Eurotatoria; Adinetida; Adinetidae
Source: the annotation of a GenBank genome assembly
AUGCCUCGUCGAUCAACUUCCCGUGGCCGAUCUCGAUCAAAAUCACCAUCUCGUGAUUCUCGACGACGUCAUCAUCGUCGUCCAUCACCGGUUGUCUCAUCUCGCCGUCGUCGAAGUCGUAGUAAUGCACAAGAGUCUAAAGAUGAUAUUGAACGACUUAAUCCAACACCAAGCAAAGUCUUAGGUGUUUUUGGAUUAUCAUCACGUACUGAAGAACGAGCUAUUCGUCGUAUCUUUUCCAAAUUUGGACGAAUCAAUAAUAUUCAUGUUGUUUAUGAUCGUGGAACAGGUCGAUCUCGUGGUUUUGGCUUUAUCUAUUUUGAUCGAAUAGAAGAUGCUAAGGAUGCUAAAGCAGAGACACAUGGAAUGGAUAUUGAUGGACAAAAAGUUCGUGUUGAUUUCUCACUUACUGAAAAACCUCAUGAUCGUACACCAGGCAUUUAUAUGGGCGCACCUGAACAACAAAGUUCACGAGGUCCUCCUCGUCGAUAUCGUACUAAAUCACGAUCACGAUCACCACGUCGUCGAACUCGAUCACGUUCUCGUACAUAA